GAAAAGGAACGACUGGUAAAGGACACAUAAAUACGUGUAAGCGUGAUUGUUUUUCGGUUCAUGUUGCCAUUUUCAUCAAAUGUUAGUUAUCAGUAUUUGUCGAAAAGAGUGAGCUAAAACAAUAUCAGACAGUGUCCGACUUCUGUCAGAACCAACCGCAACAUAUUGUUUUUGCACUACGAUGUUACGAUGCGGAAGGCGUGCCAAUAUUUAGGAAAUUGCUGUGAUCGGGGUGAUUGUUCAUGGAAUCGAUGUCACUGUGGUUGGGUAUACUGUAUAUGCUUUAUAAUAGUGCAAACAAAUCAAACAACGCAUUUUAAUUGCCUUAUCUUCCAGAUAUGCUAUUUAUAUCUGAUUAAUGCUUAUUUUCUAAAUGAAUAAUAAGAAACUGUAUAAUUAUAACUCAGUAAAUUAAAGCUUAAUAUAGAUUUUUAAAUUUGUUGUGAAUUGAUAUUUUUUUAUUAAUAGGAUAUUUAUUCUUUGUGUUGAGAGGUUGUGGUGGCAUUUACAUGUAAGUCCAUCAAACACCCAAGGUCCAUGUGAAAGUUACAAUUAAUCUUUAACUACUGUGCUUAGUCUACAGUAGUCCAGUUCUGCAGUACCUCCGGAUCCUGGAAUCCUGGAAUCUUCAUCCCACCAAGACACGCAUGACACUAUAAGACUUUCUGUUGAGCACAUUGUGUUGGGUUUAAAAUGCAGUAACUCAAAAUGGGAGAAGAAAAAUGAAAAAACUAUAUAUGACUCCAACUAAACCACCUCAAAGUUAUUGGAAAAUAUAAAAAAUAUUCAUACACUUGUGAAAUAUAGCUAUAAUUAAUUUGUAUUUAAUAUCUUUACUCUAUAUUUUUGUUCACUGUUAGGUGAUGCAGCCUGUGAUUCCUAACGUCAGAUGAUAUUCCGAUGCUGUUAUGCUGGUAGUCAACUCCAUAACACUAGUAUGACAAAUCCAAGUCCAUGGCAGGAUUUUAUUCCAGACCCAGUUUUGCUACACAUCUUCAGUUUCCUCGAAGCCAAAUCUUUACUAAGGGCUAGUUGUACUUGCCACAGGUGGUACAGAAUUGCCAGAGAUGAGAGUUUGUGGAAAAUCCUGACUCAAACUAACUGGGACACUAAAGGUGGCCGGAAGGACAGUGACCAAACAUGGUACCAGGAAUAUAAACGUUUGUUUUAUCAUGCGCCAACUCAGUUCAGUGAGAGGAUUGAGGGACAUUCAGAUGAGGUCUUAGAUGUAGCAUUUUCACAUGAUGGAAGACUGUUUUGUACAACUUCUAAAGAUACCAAAGUGAAGAUCUGGGAAGUGGGGAACCCAACUCAGCUAAAACACACAGCAGACCUUGGUCUGGCCUUGGACUGGAACAUGACACAGUAUGCAACCUUCAAUAGUAAUGACACUUACCUGUUAGUCUGUGGAGUCAAGUUCCAACUCCCAGCUGCUGGAUCCCAAUCUCAAGGCUUGGGAGUGGUGUUUAGGAUGAAAGAUUUCCGGCUGGUACAGGAAAUGCCUAUGGACCCGCCCCACCUAUUUGCUGACUGGUAUAAUGACAAUAUAUGUGUUGGAGGAUAUGUCCCUACUGCUGCCAACAAUGAUUUCUUCUGUGUGAAGGCUUUUAAAGUUAUUGAUGAUGUGCCAGAGAGGAUUCCACUAAGAUGUCCUUAUGAGGAAGGAUCUGUCAUCUAUUCCUUCUUUGGUGAUCACCAUCGUACUAUGAACUUGCUAGUGGCCAAUGUGCCACAUAAACCAGAAAAAUCAACAGUCUUGAGAAGCCAGCAUAAAAAUUCAGGGCAAGACACUCCGCAAAGUUCUGAAAUUGAAUCAGAUUUGCUUAAAACAUUCAGUGAAGAUUUCCAUAUAAAUCCUACCAUAGCUCCAAGAGAUCAUACUAGAGACUUUUUGAAUUCCAGCAAAAGAGAUGCCAAUGCAAAUAAUUCCAACAUUUUGCAUCAAGCAAAUAGUAAGUCUAAAUCUUCUAAGGAUGCAUGUGAUAGAUGUGGGAAGAUGUCAAGUGCUGCUUCAGCAUUGCCGUCCUUUGAUAAAUAUAUGAUAUUUGUGACAGGAGAACAGCACAAUGCUAUAGCCUUUCACAGGGUAGAAGAUUUACCUGAAACCUUAGAAAAGAAGUUGAAGGAUAAGAAAUUAUUUGAAGAGACGGUAAGGAAGGCCACAGAAGAAAAUGGAGGACAAGGAAACAUUACCGCCACUCAACUGACAACACCUGUAAAUCCUACCAAAAGCAUCCACCUACCUGGCCACUACAUAUCAGGAAUGAAGCUAUCUCGUGACCACAGAUAUCUGUAUUUUAAUUGUCGAUACGCCAUUUAUGAUGUGGAACUAGGCUUUCCAAAAUUGAUGGAGGAUAUGGAAGUCAAAACUAUUGAUCUACAAACAUUUCGCCUGGUGCCUGAGCUAGUAUUCGGGGGCCAUAAGGGGUUCUCCGAGUUCCCGGCGUGGUACAUAUGUCUUGAUUCCUGUGAUGAUUAUGUUGCUAGUGGAAGUGAGCAGUUUCUGGGCUAUUUAUGGGACCGCCGCUAUCGUACCUGUCUGGCCAAACUCCAACAUUGUGAAGGUGUCGUCAAUGGAGUUGCCUUCAACCCUGUCGACCCUGAGUGCCUUGUCACUGUAGCUGAUGACCGUAUCAUCAACAUCUGGAGAGCCAGAAACAGAAAGAAACAGCUCGAAGAACAUACAUAGCCUCUGACGAGGCAGAAACAACUCGAAGAACAUACAUAGCCUCUAACGAGGCAGAAACAGCUCGAAGAACAUACAUAGCCUCUAACGAGGCUGUAGAUAAAAAUCAGUCCAAUGCCAUGUUGUGCACAAUAGCUGUGACAUGUCCCUAGAAGUGGCAUUAUUGUCCUUGUGUUCAGCUUAACUUAAAUGCUAUGGUAAAGUGUUUUUUCCUCAUGCCUCUCUUAUUACAGUAAUCACAAAAUCUAGCAUACUGAGCAUAUUGCAGAAGUGGGAUAGUUUAAACUGAGAAAAGGAAUGGACACCUUAACUCCUUAAUAUACAAGUGCUUCAGCUAAACAGUAGAAACGAGUACCUCAUAACAGCAAUAGAAAUUGAAAGAAAUAGACAUGAUCUUAACCAAAUACUGUAGUAGAAUUAGUUUCUUUAAACAAAUGGUAGAAUUGAUGUUAGAUUCCUUCAACAAAAAGUAGAAUUAUACGUAUUCUCUAAACAAGUCAUCCUCAUAUGACCAUGACUGUUGCAGAGGUGGUAAACACCUUAAAACAAAACAAAUUUAAACAAGCAGUAGAAACUUGCUCCUGAAACUAACACUAAAAAUUCUUUCCUUAAUAACAGUUCAUUUUGAUAUGACCCUGAUAACAUAGUAGACAAAUACUGGAACUACCAUGUACAGACUGGUGAAGUUUUCUGCCCUCACCAUACCAUAGUUAUAUAUUUUUUUCCAGAGUCAUCAGUAAUUACUUGGCUAUAUAUUAAUAAAGACCAACAGCCAGAGUGAUUGCCUACUUCGAGCAUCAACUAUUUACUAUAAUCCGGGUUGUCUGUUUCAUGGAUGCUUAAUUUGAAGAUUUACAUGUUGCAUGAAGUUGGCAGCAAUUAACAAGCUAACUUUACUCACAUUUUCAUUUUCACUUCAUGAUUUACUACAUAUAAAUUAAUAGCCACAUCUUAAGUAUACAAUAACAAAGUACCAAGUAAUUUAGAAAUUCAAUAUCCAUUUCUAUUUGAAAGUAUCAAAUUCCUUGAUUUUAUAUAAGCACAGAUUUUCUGAAAAGAAAUUGGUUUACAGUUAUCUUAGUUUAAUAUGCUCAAUGUUAUUUUUUCCAAUGUUUCAUAUGAUAGUUUGAUAUUGGUAUUAAGGAUUUAUUAUAUAUAUAUUUAUGAUUUUAUUUUUGUGUACUUGGACCUUAUGUAAUUGUUUUAAUACUGAUAUGCCGUAAUUAUUAUUGAGACAGUGUGGUUAGUAUUCUUUCUGUCAUUACAUGUAAGUGUUCAGAACAUUCUACCUAGCUACGUUUUACAAAUUGUUAUUUUCUUUAGUUAUCAAUAUUUACUUAAGUCUUUCAUUAUGUAGAGGAAUAUGUAAAUUGUUUUAUAAUAAAUUAUUUAUUGGAAAA
Pecten maximus is the source of this 4086-nucleotide messenger RNA. RefSeq names its product F-box/WD repeat-containing protein 5-like. The coding region runs from base 890 to 2689 and encodes 599 amino acids. Gene Ontology annotation, molecular function: protein binding. The record is from RefSeq and is a predicted model, not a curated record. Gene Ontology annotation, biological process: protein ubiquitination. NCBI's taxonomy places the organism in Eukaryota, Metazoa, Mollusca, Bivalvia, Pectinida, Pectinidae. The transcript has 8 exons. Gene Ontology annotation, cellular component: Cul4-RING E3 ubiquitin ligase complex; SCF ubiquitin ligase complex.